AAGAUGAUUAGGCUUUUUAAGGUAAAGGACCAGGAGCAGGCCAACAGAGGAAGUGGUCCUAGCAAGAAACAAAGUGCAGGGGAGCUACGUCUUCAUAAAGAUAUUGCUGAGCUCAACCUGCCGAGCACAACUGCCAUAAUAUUUCCCAAUGGCAAGGAUGACCUAAUGAAAUUUGAUAUCAGCAUUUGUCCUGAUGAGGGAUAUUACAGAGGUGGUUCUUUUCUUUUUACCUUUCAAGUCUCCAAUUCUUACCCUCAUGAACCACCAAAGGUCAAAUGCAAAACAAAGGUUUAUCAUCCAAAUAUUGACUUGGAGGGAAACGUCUGCCUUAACAUUCUCCGUGAAGAUUGGAAGCCUGUCCUCAACAUAAACAUAAUAAUCUACGGCCUUAAUCUUUUAUUCACUCAUCCAAAUGAUGAAGACCCCUUGAAUCAGGAAGCAGGCCAUGUUCUCCGCGACAAUCCUAAAUUGUUUGCAAAAAAUGUAGAAAUGGCAAUGGCUGGGCGCCACGUAGGUGGAACCCUCUUCUCCAGGUGCAUGAAAUAGUAGUCUUAACCAGUGACCGAAAACACCAGACAGAACAACUGUAAAUCUAGCAUAAGAUGAUAGUUUAGUCCAGCGGUUCUUGAGGCAUCUCUCUGUCCAGUUCAAGACCUCAU
Molecule: messenger RNA, 659 nt
Organism: Dioscorea cayenensis subsp. rotundata (Guinea yam)
Lineage: Eukaryota; Viridiplantae; Streptophyta; Magnoliopsida; Dioscoreales; Dioscoreaceae
Product: NEDD8-conjugating enzyme Ubc12-like
Exons: 5
Coding region: 4-546 (180 amino acids)
Biological process (GO): protein neddylation
Cellular component (GO): nucleus
Molecular function (GO): NEDD8 transferase activity
Source: RefSeq, a predicted model, not a curated record